This is a messenger RNA of Pelmatolapia mariae (spotted tilapia), 1258 nucleotides long. RefSeq names its product granulito (gene gra). The transcript has 7 exons. Gene Ontology annotation, biological process: negative regulation of translational initiation. Gene Ontology annotation, molecular function: eukaryotic initiation factor 4E binding. Gene Ontology annotation, cellular component: cytoplasm. Lineage: Eukaryota; Metazoa; Chordata; Actinopteri; Cichliformes; Cichlidae. The record is from RefSeq and is a predicted model, not a curated record. Bases 209 to 823 code for a protein of 204 amino acids.
CAAUAUUGUAGCUGUAAAAAAGAUACUUAAUUAUGAAAUAAUUAAAUAAUUUUCAAUGGCAAUAAAAUAAUAAUAAUAAUUUAUAGGGUCAUAAAUCAUUACACACUAUAGUGAAAAGUUGUAAGUAUUCCUGAUAUGCAGCCUUGGCCUUGGUUUGGACUCCAAACCCCUCUUUUUAAAACACUGAAAAGUAAUAUAUUAGUGACUAAUGUCUCCUUCUGUUAAGGCAGCACUGCUUAGUGGGCUUGUAGAAAUUAGUAGGCUUAAAGCAUGUUUGAACCUUACUGACACCAGAAUGGAGGUAUCUAGGAGAAGAAUCCUUCAAAAGCACCUGGAGCCAGCGAGACCCCUGCGCCGCUGCAUUCCUGCCAACAUUGAUCCACCAGUAAAUCCUGCUGCGCAUGUCCAGGUGCUGAUGGAUCAAGAGACAAAUAUUGGUGUAGAGCAGUUCUACAAGAUCAUCAACCUUCAUAAGCAGAAAAAAGCACUACCAGUCCCCAUCAGAUGUUUCUUGUCACUGCUGACCAGGCGUGCACUGGGAGGAGGAGUUUUGGACCAAAGGCAUCACAAUUUUUUCCUCAAUUCAGCUGAUAUUGUGAAGAAUGACCACAAGAGGGCCUUAACAUCCAACAGGAUAUCUUACACAAGGGACUUCUUAAUUGGUCUGGCCAGUUGUCCAGAGGCCAGGAAGAAGCCAGAAUUCUUGCCAGAGCACCCAAUAGUGUUAAGUGAGGCAAGAGAUCCUGAGCAACUAAGGCUUUAUGAAAUGAGGAUGAGUGGCGAGAAAGAUAAAAUGGCGGCUGAAGGGCUUCACUCACCUUGAGAAAUUUGUCUUGCUUGUGCAGUGUUUGUGUUUGCUGUUCUUCCUUUCAGUUUAAUUUAACUUUUUAUUUCCUAUUUAUUAUUUUGCAGGAGGUUGACUAGAAUUUCGGUUUUUGAUAACCCCCUGAGAGUGCUGUAGUGUAUUUAUACUGUGUGAACACCUUUUUGAAACAAAAAAAAGCUGAAUGGCCACUUUUCAGAUGUUUCAAUAAAAGUCCUGAACUGAAGUGAUGGCGGGAAUUAUGUUUACACAUAAUUAGUAGUUCUCUGGAGUUAAGAUUAGCAUUUGUCUACAAUUUGCUUUUGAUUUUCUGUCCUAUACCUCUGCUAUUAUCAACCUCCUUCAGCAGCAGUUUCCAUCACAAAUGACACACCUGUGUAUUGUACAGCUGGUGACCAUGUCCAAACAUUAAACAGCUUAAGAAACUGGCAUAAA